This is a messenger RNA of Racocetra persica, 874 nucleotides long. The record is from the annotation of a GenBank genome assembly. Lineage: Eukaryota; Fungi; Glomeromycota; Glomeromycetes; Diversisporales; Gigasporaceae.
UACGUCCUGAGACGAAAUUGGAUGAAAUGUAUGAAGAGAAUCGCAAACGAUUUUUCGAUUCUUACGGUAUUUCCCCAGAUGAAGAAAAAAUUAACUCAAGCAAGCCAGUGGACUUUUUAGAAACUUUCAAGGGCAACAUUGAUGAUAUGUUUCGGAUUGGUAUUAAGUUCACACGGAAGUCGAUAAAAUUUUAUGCCGAAUUUUACAACGCAGACAUUAUUCUUGCCUCUCCAUUAGGAUUACGGAUGGUCAUUGGAACUGAAGGAGACAAAAAACACGAUUUCGACUUUCUUUCUUCUAUUGAGAUAUUGAUAAUUGAUCAAUGUGAAACAUUUCUCAUGCAAAAUUGGGAUCAUAUUGAGUAUAUAUUUAAUCAUCUGAAUUUAAUUCCCAAAAAAUCUCACAACUGUGACUUUUCACGUGUAAAGAAUUGGUAUCUUGACGGCAAAGCUAAAUACUUUCGCCAGACUAUUAUUAUUUCCGAGUAUUUAACACCGGAAAUUAAUUCAUUGUUCAAUAAGAAAAUGUUUAAUAUCGAUGGAAAAUUAAAAACCAAAGAUUAUUAUGAGGGUACCAUCGUAAAUGUGAUUCCUCAGGUUAAGCAGGUUUUUACUCGGAUAGAAUGUCCAUCAUUAAUUGAAGCAGAUGAUAUUCGAUUCAAAUAUUUUAUUGAAAAGUCUAAGCCAGACUUAGGUCGGACUGAACUUGAUGAACUAAAUCAGGAUUUCAACGAACUAGUUAAUUUACUUCCUACUCUUCAAAAAUCGAAUCCAAAAUUACCACAUACAUUAAUAUUUAUUCCAUCAUAUUUUGAUUUUAUACGAUUAAGAAAUUAUUUUGAAGAUAAUGAUUAUAAUUUUACCAGCAUAUGCGA